GUGAUAUAGAUAAGGACGUCCCACGUGUAGUGUCACCAAAUUCCUCUACUAUGAGAGCCAUCUUACUUUUGUGUCUUGGCCUUUGUGUCAAUGGAUCGACAGUUCGACGGUCGGGCGGGCGCCGGUCGUUUCAGUGCGGCUCUCAGGCUUUCUUCAACACGGACAACGGGACGAUCAGCAGCCACAGCGGCAUCGACCACGGCCACAACUAUGGCAAGGACCUCGACUGUGUCUGGACCAUCGAGGCGCCCAAGGGGAAAAUGGUCGAGCUCACCUCUCUAAUGUUUGAUAUCGAAAAUGGAGGCAUCGCCUGUAAUUACGACUGGCUGGAGCUGUUUGACGGCAACUCGACCAACUCGACGUCUCUCGGCCGCUUCUGUGGCUCCACCUUCCGACCUAUCUCCUCCACUCAGCGCUUCCUCACACUCAACUUCGUAACAGACGGAAGCACACAGCAGAGAGGAUUCAAACUGUUCUAUAACUUCACCGACCAUGUCGUCAAAUUCUGCGCUUUAAACGAGUUCAAAUGCGCGAGUGGACGGUGUAUUCCGAACAGAUAUCGCUGUGACAACGACGAUGAUUGUGGCGACGACAGUGAUGAGGCUAACUGUGGGUUAACUACGACGAGUUCCGCAUGUAGCGGUGGGGAUUUCCGGUGCGGGUCGGGGACGUGCAUCCCGCAGGUAUGGGUCUGUGAUGGGGACGAUGACUGUGACACAGACGAGCUCGGCUGUAGACCCGCCACACCUGCAAACCAGAGAGUAUGUGGACAGACAAACUUCACCUCACCAACCGGCCGCAUCGAAUCUCCCGAUUACCCUAUCUCCUACCCCAACAACGCCCACUGCGUCUACCACAUUCACGUCGACCCACGCAAAACGAGCCUCGGUCUUUCAUUCAACAGUAGCUUCAAUAUAGAAAGCGACCUCAACUGUCAGUACGACUAUGUGGAGAUCCAGGUGGCUGGCAGAAAGUAUGGGCCAUAUUGUGGCAACACUCCACCCAGCACAAUUAACGUGUCUGGAAACGAGGCUACAGUUAUCUUCAACUCGGAUGAUUCGGACGAGUAUGCAGGCUUCCAGCUUAAUUAUGACGCCAUAUAGUUGAGUCCCAGUGUGAAACGACGGUGUCUACACGAAAGAACACAGAUAUAUAGUUUUGAAUUAAAAAAUACAUCCAA
Molecule: messenger RNA, 1180 nt
Organism: Mya arenaria
Lineage: Eukaryota; Metazoa; Mollusca; Bivalvia; Myida; Myidae
Product: membrane frizzled-related protein-like
Exons: 9
Coding region: 51-1103 (350 amino acids)
Molecular function (GO): protein binding
Source: RefSeq, a predicted model, not a curated record